AUAAAAGUGAGUGCCGUAUGCUGACAAAGAUGUCGGCAGUCUGAAAUACAACACAACACGCUGUAAACGUGGAGUCUGCUGCUGGGUCGGUCGUGUUUCUGGGCAAGGAGGUGUUUGUGUCUGUUUGUGUUGUGAAGCUGGAGCUGUCGUUGCUGCGACGAGGGAAUCAAGAGCAGAGUUUCAGUUUCGUUUGCGUGGAAACUGUGAGGAGCAGCGAGCGGCCUGACCUAGCCUAGCCCGUGUGCCAUCGAGUGCCCGGUGGGUGCAGCACCAUGUCCUACAGCGAGUACGCUUGGAUUCGGUCGGAGAGGAGGACCGUGAACCAGUCCAGAUCUACAACCCACGACUGGUCCCAGUACUACGACGGAAGGAGUUGGGACAUAAUCGGCGGCAGCAGCAGCCGAGACCUCUACUCUCGGAUCCCGGCCGACAUCCUUCAAUAUCGUCAGCCGAGAUCCUACGGGGAAACGUAUCCAACUCGGAGAGAUUCCGCAUAUCAAGAUUAUCUUAGUGAGCGACCUUCCCAAGGACUAACGGACUCAAUGGGUAACAUAAUCAUCCAAAUCUCUCAAAGAUCAGAGCGUUUAGUGAAGAUUACAGACCCAUGCGUCAGAACAGUCGGCGAACCAGCACAGGAAAGAAAUGUAAACACUGAUUCAAUGGAGAAUUCUGCCGGAAAUGAAAACCAAGUUCAUGAAGCAACAGCCUGCAGUAGCUGUGAUGGAAAUACCCUUGAUGUAGACCAUAAACAAAGACCCACAAGAUUCAGUGAUGGUGCGUUUGUGGGCCUCAUGAACACAGGCAACAGCUGCUGUAUCAAUGUCCUUCUGCAGACAUUGUUUAUGACACCAGAAUAUAGGAACUUUCUUUCCAGGUGUCGACAAGAAGGCUUCCUGAAAAAUGCACGCGAUCACAUCCUGUAUCAACUUGAUGAAAUGUUCCAGAAACUGCAGAAUUCUGGUGCAAGAAGAAUUACAUCACCUCUUCAAUUUAUUCACUGCUUAAGGUUAAACCACAUAAACAUUGGGAUUCAAAUGGAUGCUGAAGAAUUAUUCCGUUCCCUCUUUUGUCUGGUACAAAACCAGUUGAAGGGGACAGACCUUAUCACAGAUAUGAAUGAAAUUUACAUUAUUACCACUGAAGAAUAUACAAAGUGCAUUGAAUGUCAGCAAGAAAUUAAACUGAUUGGAAACAUGCUGACUCUUCCACUUUCAAUAUACGACCCCUCAACAGGAACUCCUCUUAAGAAUAUAGAGAAUUCUCUAGCCAACUUCUUUGAACCCCAAAGGUUAGACGCUGGUAACAUGUGCUAUUGUGAGCAAUGUGGACGAAAGACAGUCACAAUGAAGAGCUAUGGAAAGAUUUUGUAUCCACAAAUACUGUGUUUACAGAUGAAACGCUUUUCUUCAAAUUGUGGAAAAACAAUCAAAAAUUAUGAUUUUAUGGAGUUUCCUGAGAGUUUGAAUUUGGCAAAGUUUGGGGACGAAUCUCACAGCGAAAGGAACAAGUUUCAGUACCAUCUCAUGUCUGUGAUUGUGCAUAUGGGUAGUGCGAUAUUUGGCCAUUAUUACGCUUAUAUACGAACCUUCCCUGAAAUGUGUUGGUAUAGUUUCAUGGAUGAAUAUGUCAGUAAAGCAACGUGGGAAGGAGUAAAAAGUACAUUUGGAUCUUCACGGAGGUAUUCGGGUCGAAGUGGUUUACAAAUGGAAGGAACAGCUUAUCUUCUAUUUUAUAGAAGAAUGGAUGUCAGCCAAAAUGCGGCAGAAUGAAAGAACAUAUCUCCCAAGCUAUGGCUGAAUUUCAGAUUUUCAUUACUUGUUGGCGACCUUGUCUAUUUCUUAAAAAUGCUAAUGAAAUGCUUUAUGAUUUUAAGCUAGAUGUCUGCGGGACGUCCGUAGUGCAGUAUUUGUCACUUAUGUGUGUGACAUUCCUAAGUUUAGUCAUUUAAAUGACGGAUUAUAUUUUAAAACUG
This is a messenger RNA of Amblyraja radiata (thorny skate), 1972 nucleotides long. Its product is annotated as ubl carboxyl-terminal hydrolase 18-like. The transcript has 14 exons. The record is from RefSeq and is a predicted model, not a curated record. Gene Ontology annotation, cellular component: cytosol; nucleus. Gene Ontology annotation, biological process: protein deubiquitination. Lineage: Eukaryota; Metazoa; Chordata; Chondrichthyes; Rajiformes; Rajidae. Gene Ontology annotation, molecular function: cysteine-type deubiquitinase activity. Bases 273 to 1769 code for a protein of 498 amino acids.